CACUCUAGUAGUUCUGUGAUAGCACUAGAACUGAGUUGUAUGUGUUGUCUGUUGUUUUGUGCUGGAAUGGUGUACUGCAGUGAAGUGUGGGGAUUAAAGCAUAGAGUUUCUUAAAAUUUAUAGGAAACUCUGUGAAUAAAGAUUGUCGUAUAAGUGUUCUGUGAUGAACCCCUGGGUGAGCUGAAUAGUGGGUGACAUCUGAGUGCCUGAUAUCGGAAUCUGUGGUUGCAUCGACAGAGCACGGCCGAGGUCAAUACCAUGCUGCCCAGAGAAAGGCUGUUGCCCUGGGGAUGGCCACUUCCCGCAGAACGGCGCCCAUAUCCAGAGUCCCACAGACCGCCAGAUGGCAUACUGCCAACUAGGGGAUUGCCACAGGCUGGCAUGCAAUGCAAGCGAAGGUUGGAUGGCGAAGAAGACGAGAGGCCUCGAGUCAAACGGCAACUCACUGCAGCAGAUCAGGAUGAGUGGGCCUCUGUGUCUGCAGCCCUCUGGGCCUACUACCAUCAGCAUCGGCAUACGGAAGACCUGCUGGCACGAAAGCUAGAGCUGCAUGAGCGCCUGCUUGGAAAGCUGCGCACCCUCUUUCCUCAGUGCUGCCUGUACAUUGUGGGAUCCUCACUGACUGGAUUUGGGUCCAAUAGAAGUGAUGCUGAUAUGUGCCUCGUGAUCACCAUGGACCAGGUUGAUCAGAAGCGACAAGCAAAAGCGAUCCUGACACGUGUGGCCCGCCUCUUGACCAAGACAGGCUGGUGCAUGGGAGGGCGACCAGAGGUGAUUCAUGCCAAGGUGCCCAUUGUGCGCUUCCGUGACCGUACCACAGGUGUUGAGGUGGACAUAAACGUGAACAAUGUGGUUGGGUUGCGUAACACACGGCUGCUGCAGUGCUACGCACAGCUGGACUCGCGCACAGCCCCCCUUGUACUAGCUGUGAAGGCGUGGGCCUCUCGACGCCACAUCAACGAGGCCAAGCAUGGGACCCUGUCGAGCUACUCGCUUGCGCUCAUGGUCAUCCAGUACUUGCAGUGUGGUUGUGAGCCAGCCGUUUUGCCUAGUCUUCAAAAGAUGCAGCCGGGCCGGUUCUGCAGUGAUGGGGAUGUGCGGCUGCUGCGCUUGGGUGAGGAUUUGCCGCCUUGGCAGUCUGCCAACACACAGAGCCUCGGCGCACUCUUCAUUGGCUUCCUUGACUACUUUGCCAACCGGUUUGGCUUCUCCCGCAGCUGCGUGUCGGUGCGGCAGGGUGCACCCAUUAGCCGCUUGGAAGCAGUCAGUGCAACUGGCACUGCACGGCGUUCUCAGUGGAAGUACAUCUGCGUUGAAGAGCCCUUUGACCAGUCCAAUACGGCUCGGGCAGUGUACAACUGGGAUAUGUACCAGCUGAUAGUGCGUGCCUUCCACGACACCCUGGAACAAUUGCAGAAAAGCCACAGCCCCGAGUGCCUCCUGCUGCAUUCGUGCUAGUCGACGGAGUCCUGCAAAAGACAUUUGUUCAGUGACUGUGUUUUAAUUUCGUAACACAUAAAAUAAAUUGUGUUAUUUGUUAUCUCA
Molecule: messenger RNA, 1545 nt
Organism: Rhipicephalus microplus (southern cattle tick)
Lineage: Eukaryota; Metazoa; Arthropoda; Arachnida; Ixodida; Ixodidae
Product: poly(A) RNA polymerase GLD2
Biological process (GO): RNA 3'-end processing
Molecular function (GO): poly(A) RNA polymerase activity
Source: RefSeq, a predicted model, not a curated record